GCCGCGAGGCGCGCUCCGGUGCGCACGUCGGGCGGGGGCCGCCUCUCGCGGGUGAGGCGCGGACGGGCCGUGUCUGGCCUGGCCGUCCAGGGGAGCGUGAGAGGGGCGGUCGGGCCCGCGGCCUCGGCGCUAGCGAGUGACCCGCGGAGACUGGGGCCCGUUACCGCACCCCGAGACCCCGGCCCGCUGCUGGGCGCGCAGCACCCUGCGCUCGGGCGCCCCCCAGCGGCGAGGUGCGGAAUGGAGCGCCCGCAGCUCGCCCGCCGGGGUCGCUGCCCCUCCCCGGGGCGGUGGUCCAGUGACGUCACUGCCCCUUUAAGACCCCCGUCUCUGCCGCCGCCCCGCACUCGGCGGGCUCCUUCGAAUCGCUACGGACUCUUGAGCAGCACCUCCUGAAGCUGCCUCAGCAUGGCCUCCGCAGGUCUGCAGAUCCUGGGGCUAGUCCUGACGCUGUUGGGCUGGGUGAAUGCCCUGGUGUCCUGCGCCCUGCCCCUGUGGAAGGUGACCGCUUUCAUCGGCAACAGCAUCGUGGUGGCCCAGGUGGUGUGGGAGGGGCUGUGGAUGUCCUGCGUGGUGCAGAGUACCGGCCAGAUGCAGUGCAAGGUCUACGACUCUCUGCUGGCCCUACCCCAGGACCUGCAGGCCGCCCGUGCCCUCUGUGUGGUCGCCCUCCUGCUGGCCCUGAUUGGCCUGCUGGUCUACCUGGCUGGCGCCAAGUGCACCACCUGCGUGGAGGACGAGGACUCCAAGGCCCGCCUGGUGCUCACCUCCGGCAUUGUCUUUGUCAUCUCCGGGAUCCUGACCCUCAUCCCUGUGUGCUGGACGGCUCACGCCAUCAUCCAAGACUUCUACAACCCCCUAGUGGCCGAGGCGCAGAAGCGCGAGCUGGGCGCCUCCCUGUACCUGGGCUGGGCGGCCUCGGGGCUCCUGCUGCUGGGUGGGGGGCUGCUCUGCUGCACCUGCCCCUCUCGCGGCCGUAGCUCCAAUCACUACAUGGCCCGCUACUCGGCAUCUGCCCCCCGUGGCCCUCCUCAGGGACCCUCUGACUACCCCACCAAGAAUUAUGUCUGAGGGCUCCUGGACCUGGGGCCUCACCCCACCCCCGGGCUGUAGCCAUAAAGUCCGUGAUCUGAUCUGUGA
Erinaceus europaeus (western European hedgehog) is the source of this 1140-nucleotide messenger RNA. It is a transcript of the gene CLDN6, whose product is annotated as claudin 6. The coding region runs from base 409 to 1071 and encodes 220 amino acids. Gene Ontology annotation, cellular component: plasma membrane; bicellular tight junction. The record is from RefSeq and is a predicted model, not a curated record. Lineage: Eukaryota; Metazoa; Chordata; Mammalia; Eulipotyphla; Erinaceidae. Gene Ontology annotation, biological process: cell adhesion; bicellular tight junction assembly. The transcript is spliced from 2 exons. Gene Ontology annotation, molecular function: structural molecule activity.